CCCAUCGCUGUCGCUGCGCCUGUGCAUCGCAGUCUGCUCCUCGUUCGCCCCAUUGCGCCGCCACGCGCGCGAGCCACAUGUCUCCGCGCCCGCCGGCAGACUCAGCAUCCGACGCCUCUGCCGCCGUCUCGCCCGCCCUCUCGUCUCCCCUCUCCUCUCCCUCGCCCACGCCCUCGGCCAGCUCUCUCCUCGCCGCCUCGCGCAUCUCCCACCUCGAGCUCGACUCCGAGGCCUCCCCCUCGGCACACUCUGCGCACGCCACGCACACCACCAGCGCACGCUCGCCGCCCGUGGCGCUGCCCUUGACGCCCACGCAUCUCCUGCGCUCCUCCGACGACGCCAUGCUCAACCCGCUCGCCGAGCAGCGUGCGCGCGCGCGCAGAAGCAGCAGCAGCAGCAGUGCUGCAGGCGCCGAGCGCCACGAGGACGACUCGGCGCUCGACUUGCUCGUCGACGCGCACGACGAUGAGGGCAGCGAGUCGCGCGGCUCCACCGCCGAGGCGCAGCAGCAGGAGCAUGCCUCGAGCGCAGCAGCAGCACAUCACCUCCACUCGCAUGCGCACAUCUCUCGUCGCGAUGCCUCCGUCGGCCUCGACCCCGACGCAGACGUCGAUAGCUUCAUCACGCAUCGGCCCAUUCUCGAUGUGCACCCCAACGCCACAGCCGGCACUGCUCUGCCUCCUCGUUCUUCCUCGCCUAGUUCUUCCACUGGUCGCUCGCACCGCGAACAUCACCACCAUCACCUCAACCACGGUGCCAAGACACAAGAGCAUGAGGCGGGCAUGCCGGACACGGCAGCCACCGCCUCGGCGACGGGCAUGCCCAAGAUCAUUCCUCGCAAGCCUCACGGCUCUCAAAAGCAGCGUCGCCUCUCCUCUUCCUCUUCCUUCUCCUCCUCCAGCUCUGCAUCCGAAGGCUCGCAGCCUGGCGCACCUCAAUCCGGCUUCCUCACGCCCGCCGCCUUUGCUCCGGGACUCACGCUGCAGCGUCGUGCGGCGCUUCUGAUCUCGACGAUCGCCAUCAACAUCGGCCUGCCGUUCAUCAACGGCGCCAUGCUGGGCUUUGGCGAGAUCUUUGCGCGCGCCGUGCUGGCGCCGUGGGUCGGCUUUGCGGCGCAUGCGGUGGGUGUGGGAGCGCCGACGAAGCCCAGACAGCCGGCGACGCAGGACAGGGCGUUCCAGGCGGGCCUGAGGACGGGCGCGCCCGGAGGCACGGGCAUGGGCACGAGAGGUGGCUGGGCGAAGGGAGCGGAGGGCGUCGAGCUGGAGGGAUGGAGCGUGGAGCGCUAGGAGAGUAUCAGAGCGGGAAGGAACUGGCAGAUAGCAGACAAGACGGUGCGCAGCGGGUCGAAGGCCCAUGCGGGGCCGCCAGGAUGUAGCCUAAUGAACACACAUCAUAUCUCGCCAACCCUCGUUUGGCGACAGAAGACAGGCUGUCAGGAG
This is a messenger RNA of Tilletiopsis washingtonensis, 1442 nucleotides long. RefSeq lists its product as hypothetical. The record is from RefSeq and is a predicted model, not a curated record. Gene Ontology annotation, biological process: mitochondrial outer membrane translocase complex assembly; protein insertion into mitochondrial outer membrane. Gene Ontology annotation, cellular component: mitochondrial outer membrane. The transcript has a single exon. The coding region runs from base 78 to 1289 and encodes 403 amino acids. NCBI's taxonomy places the organism in Eukaryota, Fungi, Basidiomycota, Exobasidiomycetes, Entylomatales.